Messenger RNA from Mesoplodon densirostris (Blainville's beaked whale), 10656 nucleotides. RefSeq lists its product as uncharacterized. The record is from RefSeq and is a predicted model, not a curated record. NCBI's taxonomy places the organism in Eukaryota, Metazoa, Chordata, Mammalia, Artiodactyla, Ziphiidae.
AUGAUUUCUGAGCCUAGGAGGCUGGGGACUAGCUUGCUAGUCAUUGGCCAUUGCCCAGACUGUACCCUCUACAUCUCAGGUGGCAUAUGGCCUUUGGCAUUUUUAGAAUUUCUAAAUCUUGGUUGCAAUUUACUCACAGAACUGAGCUUUGGAACGUUUCAGGCCUGGCAUGGAAUGCAGUUUUUACACAAGUUAAUUCUCAAUCGUAAUCCUUUGCCAACAGUUGAAGAUUCUUGUCUUUUUAAAGUGCCAGCAUUAAACUCUUUAGACAUGGGAACAGCACAAGUGUCACUUACCGCAAUGGAAAGCAUCCUCAUGAUGACCCUUGAAUUGGAAACACUGAUCUUACCCAGCCGUAGGGCCUGCUGCCUCUGCCAAUUUAAAAAUACUAUUGAGGUUGUCUGUGAGACAGUCAAGCUGCGUUGUGACAGUGAACGCCUGAGGGAUGUCACACGUUGUGAUGAAGAAACAUCUAUAGAGAAUGCAGGAGGAUCGUUGAUGAAGGUGUUACAAGCCCAGAAGAAGAACAACAGCACCGAGCUGACUAUUGAGUCAGACAGGAUGUCCUCACCUAACAGUGCUGUCAGCUUGUCAGGCUUCAUGAAUGAGCAGCUGGACUUUAAUAAUAAAAGUGAUAUUAUCAGUACACUAAAUUACAUACUGCCUUAUAUCUCAGAGGGAAAUCUAGGAGAUGUGGAAUCAACAUUAUUACCAUUCAUUCAACUUCUUUUUUCAAAUACACAAGAUGGACAUAUGCCGCUGGGCCGUUUGAAAAACAAUACAAGGAGCCCUUCUGUUAAACCUGUACCCAACAAUUCAACUAAAAAAAAAAAAUUGAGGGAACUCCAUUUUGUGGAAAAUUUGUUAGAUGCAGAAACUCAAGAAAAAAUUGAUGAGGUUAAAAAGGAAGAAAAACCUGCCACGUGUACGCGUUGCAACCUUUUAAGUGCCAUGUUUACACGCUACAUCUUUCAAAAGAAAUUAGAAACUGCCCAACCACAGAAAGACAGCCUAGCAAAGAUUGAGAGUACAGAGGAAAAGCUGGUGAGAGUGAACAAGGUCCUAAGGGGCAUACAGAAAAUGCACCUCAAAGCAGUGGGAGAUGAGAGCGUCAGGAGGAAACAGAAUGCCCAGCCAUCUGUGGCGAACACUGCCAAAGAAUGAAAGCUCAGGAGGCCAUCCCCAAGAAAGCUGAAACAGCUCCUCAUGGUGCAGAGGCCCAGGAAGCUGGUGGGAAAGUCCUCCGAUGCAGAGUCUUCAUUCAUAAAGGAACACAAGGCCGCAGGCUCCUCUCCCCUCAAACCGUACUUCAAGGGCAGGCCUUGUGCCUCCAUCCCGCCAAAAUCCCCAUCUGAGGUUAAAAGCAAAUCAAAAGACUUAUCCAACGCUAUUCAUGUUUUCGAAGAUGCAAAGGCAAGAGUUAGAAAUAUUAAGGACUUCGAAUUAAUCUCACAUUCUGGAAAAAAAUACAUCUUCCAUAAAAUUAGGUCUCAUCGGGUCCACAGAAAACCCAAAAAAAAAGGGAGUCGAAAGUUCAGAAAGAAAAGUUCACUUGAUAGAGUGAUGCUUGCAAGCCCUCCGUUCUCUGUCGUGAGGAGUCUCAUAAAUUCCCCUCCACGAGAGGCUGUUUCAUCUUCAGGAGAAGUGACUUCUCAGGAAAAUCCUUUUCCAGAAUUAUUUUCUCUUUCAGACCCUUCUGCAGAAAACACUACUUCAGAAAACAAUACUGCACAAAAUGUUUCUGGAGCAAUUAUUUCUACAGGAAACGCUACUCUGCCAGGAGGAACCGGCCCUGGAAACACUAGCCAUAGGAACGUCUCCACUGCACAUUCUACUGUCGCUGCAGACAACAGUAUGCCAGCUGUUCAACACAGCAACAAAACACAAUGGGAGCACCACAACAUGGUCACUGAAUUAUCCUCUAAGCCCACAGGCUUCACUUUCCCAGGGCUCGCAUCCCCGGGUGAUCAAGUUGAAACUCAGCUAAACCAGCAGCUCUGGUCCCUCAUCCCCAACAAUGACGUGCAAAGGCUCAUUUCUCAUGUUAUCCAGACUUUGAAAAUAGACUGCUCGGACACCCACGUGCAGCUGGCCUGUGCCAACCUCAUCUCUAGAACAGGCCUCCUGAUGAAGCUUCUCAGCAAGCAGCAAGAAGUAAAUGUGUCCAAAGCGGAAUGGGAUAUGGACCAGUGGAAAGCUGACAACUCUAUCAGUGAGAGCACAGAAGCCCAGAGUGAGCAGAAAGAGCAGGAGUCAAGUGAGCUCACAAAAGAAGUUCCAGGUUAUGACUAUAACAACAAACUCAUCUUGGCAGUAUCUGUACCUGUAGUAGUGACGAUUUGUGUUAGAAUUCUCUGUCUCACUGAGAUUUCUUCUCCUAGAAUUUCAAAAGAGGAAGAUAGAAAAAGAAGCAGAAGGAGGGCUUUUUCGGGAGAAGGCGGCCACUUUGGCUUAGGGGUAUGUAUAGGCCUCUCAGCGCCACACGCAAGGAACACAUGACCCAAAAGCUACACGACAGGGAGUCUUCUGCUGAGGAUGAGAUAUUUCUGCAUCCCAGCAGGAGAGGCCCCUGCUCAGCAUCCACAGACCCCUGAGGACGUUGAAUCUUUUUCACCCCAGGCAGAGGCCCAGGCUCAGCAUGCAGAGCCCACUGUGGAGGUAGAACCACCUCCACUUCCGCAGGAGGCUCCAUCUCAGCCUUCAGAGGCCCCUGAGGAACUAGAAACUUCAAGUCCUCAGGAGGCCCUCGCCCGGCCUUUGGAGACACUUAAGGAGGUCACUAAAGAGGUUGAACCUUCUCCAGUCCAGCAGAAGACCCCACCUCAGCCUCCAGAGCUCCUUAAGGAAGUUGUAGCUCAGUCUCCAUUGUAUCCCGAGGUGACAGUUCCAGCACAGAGCAGAAUCAUGCUGAGCAUCCAACAUCCCCCAGGAUCAAGAGCAGUGGUUCUCAACCAGGGAUUUCCCAAAGUAGAUGAGGUUCAGGCCCCACAAAUCCUUGAUUCAUCACCGGGUGUCAGGAUCUUACCCAGCCGUAGGGCCUGCUGCCUCUGCCAAUUUAAAAAUACUAUUGAGGUUGUCUGUGAGACAGUCAAGCUGCGUUGUGACAGUGAACGCCUGAGGGACGUCACACGUUGUGAUGAAGAAACAUCUAUAGAGAAUGCAGGAGGAUCGUUGAUGAAGGUGUUACAAGCCCAGAAGAAGAACAACAGCACCGAGCUGACUAUUGAGUCAGAGAGGACGUCCUCACCUAACAGUGCUGUCAGCUUGUCAGGCUUCAUGAAUGAGCAGCUGGACUUUAAUAAUAAAAGUGAUAUUAUCAGGCUCGCAUCCCCGGGUGAUCAAGUUGAAACUCAGCUAAACCAGCAGCUCUGGUCCCUCAUCCCCAACAAUGACGUGCAAAGGCUCAUUUCUCAUGUUAUCCAGACUUUGAAAAUAGACUGCUCGGACACCCACGUGCAGCUGGCCUGUGCCAACCUCAUCUCUAGAACAGGCCUCCUGAUGAAGCUUCUCAGCAAGCAGCAAGAAGUAAAUGUGUCCAAAGCGGAAUGGGAUAUGGACCAGUGGAAAGCUGACAACUCUAUCAGUGAGAGCACAGAAGCCCAGAGUGAGCAGAAAGAGCAGGAGUCAAGUGAGCAGGAGGCCCAAACUCGUCAUCCGGAGCUCACUGAGGAGUCUGAAUCUUUACCUCAUCAAGAGGCCCCUGCUCAGCAUCCACAGACCCCUGAGGACGUUGAAUCUUUUUCACCCCAGGCAGAGGCCCAGGCUCAGCAUGCAGAGCCCACUGUGGAGGUAGAACCACCUCCACUUCCGCAGGAGGCUCCAUCUCAGCCUUCAGAGGCCCCUGAGGAACUAGAAACUUCAAGUCCUCAGGAGGCCCUCGCCCGGCCUUUGGAGACACUUAAGGAGGUCACUAAAGAGGUUGAACCUUCUCCAGUCCAGCAGAAGACCCCACCUCAGCCUCCAGAGCUCCUUAAGGAAGUUGUAGCUCAGUCUCCAUUGUAUCCCGAGGUGACAGUUCCAGCACAGAGCAGGAUCAUGCUGAGCAUCCAACAUCCCCCAGGAUCAAGAGCAGUGGUUCUCAACCAGGGAUUUCCCAAAGUAGAUGAGGUUCAGGCCCCACAAAUCCUUGAUUCAUCACCGGGUGUCAGGAGGGCUUUUUCGGGAGAAGGCGGCCACUUUGGCUUAGGGGAGGCCCAAACUCGUCAUCCAGAGCUCACUGAGGAGGCUGAAUCUUUACUUCAUCAAGAGGCCCCUGCUCAGCAUCCACAGACCCCUGAGGACGUUGAAUCUUUUUCACCCCAGGCAGAGGCCCAGGCUCAGCAUGCAGAGCCCACUGUGGAGGUAGAACCACCUCCACUUCCGCAGGAGGCUCCAUCUCAGCCUUCAGAGGCCCCUGAGGAACUAGAAACUUCAAGUCCUCAGGAGGCCCUCGCCCGGCCUUUGGAGACACUUAAGGAGGUCACUAAAGAGGUUGAACCUUCUCCAGUCCAGCAGAAGACCCCACCUCAGCCUCCAGAGCUCCUUAAGGAAGUUGUAGCUCAGUCUCCAUUGUAUCCCGAGGUGACAGUUCCAGCACAGAGCAGGAUCAUGCUGAGCAUCCAACAUCCCCCAGGAUCAAGAGCAGUGGUUCUCAACCAGGGUGAGUUUGCACACAGAAAUCUUGGUUGCAAUUUACUCACAGAACUGAGCUUUGGAACGUUUCAGGCCUGGCAUGGAAUGCAGUUUUUACACAAGAUAAUUCUCAAUCGUAAUCCUUUGCCAACAGUUGAAGAUUCUUGUCUUUUUAAAGUGCCAGCAUUAAACUCUUUAGACAUGGGAACAGCACAAGUGUCACUUACCGCAAUGGAAAGCAUCCUCAUGAUGACCCUUGAAUUGGAAACACUGAUCUUACCCAGCCGUAGGGCCUGCUGCCUCUGCCAAUUUAAAAAUACUAUUGAGGUUGUCUGUGAGACAGUCAAGCUGCGUUGUGACAGUGCACGCCUGAGGGACGUCACACGUUGUGAUGAAGAAACAUCUAUAGAGAAUGCAGGAGGAUCGUUGAUGAAGGUGUUACAAGCCCAGAAGGAGAACAACAGCACCGAGCUGACUAUUGAGUCAGAGAGGACGUCCUCACCUAACAGUGCUGUCAGCUUGUCAGGCUUCAUGAAUGAGCAGCUGGACUUUAAUAAUAAAAGUGAUAUUAUCAGUACACUAAAUUACAUACUGCCUUAUAUCUCAGAGGGAAAUCUAGGAGAUGUGGAAUCAACAUUAUUACCAUUCAUUCAACUUCUUUUUUCAAAUACACAAGAUGGACAUAUGCCGCUGGGCCUUUUGAAAAACAAUACAAGGAGCCCUUCUGUUAAACCUGUACCCAACAAUUCAACUAAAAAAAACAAAUUGAGGGAACUCCAUUCUGUGGAAAAUUUGUUAGAUGCAGAAACUCAAGAAAAAAUUGAUGAGGUUAAAAAGGAAGAAAAACCUGCCACGUGUACGCGUUGCAACCUUUUAAGUGCCAUGUUUACACGCUACAUCUUUCAAAAGAAAUUAGAAACUGCCCAACCACAGACAGACAGCCUAGCAAAGAUUGAGAGUACAGAGGAAAAGCUGGUGAGAGUGAACAAGGCCCUAAGGGGCAUACAGAAAAUGCACCUCAAAGCAGUGGGAGAUGAGAGCGUCAGGAGGAAACAGAAUGCCCAGCCAUCUGUGGCGAACACUGCCAAAGAAUGAAAGCUCAGGAGGCCAUCCCCAAGAAAGCUGAAACAGCUCCUCAUGGUGCAGAGGCCCAGGAAGCUGGUGGGAAAGUCCUCCGAUGCAGAGUCUUCAUUCAUAAAGGAACACAAGGCCGCAGGCUCCUCUCCCCUCAAACCGUACUUCAAGGGCAGGCCUUGUGCCUCCAUCCCGCCAAAAUCCCCAUCUGAGGUUAAAAGAAAAUCAAAAGACUUAUCCAACGCUAUUCAUGUUUUCGAAGAUGCAAAGGCAAGAGUUAGAAAUAUUAAGGACUUCGAAUUAAUCUCACAUUCUGGAAAAAAAAAAUACAUCUUCCAUAAAAUUAGGUCUCAUCGGGUCCACAGAAAACCCAAAAAAAAAGGGAGUCGAAAGUUCAGAAAGAAAAGUUCACUUGAUAGAGUGAUGCUUGCAAGCCCUCCGUUCUCUGUCGUGAGGAGUCUCAUAAAUUCCCCUCCACGAGAGGCUGUUUCAUCUUCAGGAGAAGUGACUUCUCAGGAAAAUCCUUUUCCAGAAUUAUUUUCUCUUUCAGACCCUUCUGCAGAAAACACUACUUCAGAAAACAAUACUGCACAAAAUGUUUCUGAAGCAAUUAUUUCUACAGGAAACGCUACUCUGCCAGGAGGAACCGGCCCUGGAAACACUAGCCAUAGGAACGUCUCCACUGCACAUUCUACUGUCGCUGCAGACAACAGUAUGCCAGCUGUUCAACACAGCAACAAAACACAAUGGGAGCACCACAACAUGGUCACUGAAUUAUCCUCUAAGCCCACAGGCUUCACUUUCCCAGGGCUCGCAUCCCCGGGUGAUCAAGUUGAAACUCAGCUAAACCAGCAGCUCUGGUCCCUCAUCCCCAACAAUGACGUGCAAAGGCUCAUUUCUCAUGUUAUCCAGACUUUGAAAAUAGACUGCUCGGACACCCACGUGCAGCUGGCCUGUGCCAACCUCAUCUCUAGAACAGGCCUCCUGAUGAAGCUUCUCAGCAAGCAGCAAGAAGUAAAUGUGUCCAAAGCGGAAUGGGAUAUGGACCAGUGGAAAGCUGACAACUCUAUCACUGAGAGCACAGAAGCCCAGAGUGAGCAGAAAGAGCAGGAGUCAAGUGAGCUCACAAAAGAAGUUCCAGGUUAUGACUAUAGCAACAAACUCAUCUUGGCAGUAUCUGUACCUGUAGUAGUGACGAUUUGUGUUAGAAUUCUCUGUCUCACUGAGAUUUCUUCUCCUAGAAUUGCAAAAGAUGAAGAUAGAAAAAGAUGCAGAAGGAGGGCUUUUUCGGGAGAAGGCGGCCACUUUGGCUUAGGGGUAUGUAUAGGCCUCUCAGCGCCACACGCAAGGAACACAUGACCCAAAAGCUACACGACAGGGAGUCUUCUGCUGAGGAUGAGAUAUUUCUGCAUCCCAGCAGAGGCCCAGGCUCAGCAUGCAGAGCCCACUGUGGAGGUAGAACCACCUCCACUUCCGCAGGAGGCUCCAUCUCAGCCUUCAGAGGCCCCUGAGGAACUAGAAACUUCAAGUCCUCAGGAGGCCCUCGCUCGGCCUUUGGAGACACUUAAGGAGGUCACUAAAGAGGUUGAACCUUCUCCAGUCCAGCAGAAGACCCCACCUCAGCCUCCAGAGCUCCUUAAGGAAGUUGUAGCUCAGUCUCCAUUGUAUCCCGAGGUGACAGUUCCAGCACAGAGCAGGAUCAUGCUGAGCAUCCAACAUCCCCCAGGAUCAAGAGCAGUGGUUCUCAACCAGGGUGAGUUUGCACACAGAAAUCUUGGUUGCAAUUUACUCACAGAACUGAGCUUUGGAACGUUUCAGGCCUGGCAUGGAAUGCAGUUUUUACACAAGUUAAUUCUCAAUCGUAAUCCUUUGCCAACAGUUGAAGAUUCUUGUCUUUUUAAAGUGCCAGCAUUAAACUCUUUAGACAUGGGAACAGCACAAGUGUCACUUACCGCAAUGGAAAGCAUCCUCAUGCUGACCCUUGAAUUGGAAACACUGAUCUUACCCAGCCGUAGGGCCUGCUGCCUCUGCCAAUUUAAAAAUACUAUUGAGGUUGUCUGUGAGACAGUCAAGCUGCGUUGUGACAGUGAACGCCUGAAGGACGUCACACGUUGUGAUGAAGAAACAUCUAUAGAGAAUGCAGGAGGAUCGUUGAUGAAGGUGUUACAAGCCCAGAAGAAGAACAACAGCACCGAGCUGACUAUUGAGUCAGAGAGGACGUCCUCACCUAACAGUGCUGUCAGCUUGUCAGGCUUCAUGAAUGAGCAGCUGGACUUUAAUAAUAAAAGUGAUAUUAUCAGUACACUAAAUUACAUACUGCCUUAUAUCUCAGAGGGAAAUCUAGGAGAUGUGGAAUCAACAUUAUUACCAUUCAUUCAACUUCUUUUUUCAAAUACACAAGAUGGACAUAUGCCGCUGGGCCUUUUGAAAAACAAUACAAGGAGCCCUUCUGUUAAACCUGUACCCAACAAUUCAACUAAAAAAAACAAAUUGAGGGAACUCCAUUUUGUGGAAAAUUUGUUAGAUGCAGAAACUCAAGAAAAAAUUGAUGAGGUUAAAAAGGAAGAAAAACCUGCCACGUGUACGCGUUGCAACCUUUUAAGUGCCAUGUUUACACGCUACAUCUUUCAAAAGAAGUUAGAAACUGCCCAACCACAGAAAGACAGCCUAGCAAAGAUUGAGAGUACAGAGGAAAAGCUGCUGAGAGUGAACAAGGUCCUAAGGGGCAUACAGAAAAUGCACCUCAAAGCAGUGGGAGAUGAGAGCGUCAGGAGGAAACAGAAUGCCCAGCCAUCUGUGGCGAACACUGCCAAAGAAUGAAAGCUCAGGAGGCCAUCCCCAAGAAAGCUGAAACAGCUCCUCACGGUGCAGAGGCCCAGGAAGCUGGUGGGAAAGUCCUCCGAUGCAGAGUCUUCAUUCAUAAAGGAACACAAGGCCGCAGGCUCCUCUCCCCUCAAACCGUACUUCAAGGGCAGGCCUUGUGCCUCCAUCCCGCCAAAAUCCCCAUCUGAGGUUAAAAGCAAAUCAAAAGACUUAUCCAACGCUAUUCAUGUUUUCGAAGAUGCAAAGGCAAGAGUUAGAAAUAUUAAGGACUUCGAGUUAAUCUCACAUUCUGGAAAAAAAUACAUCUUCCAUAAAAUUAGGUCUCAUCGGGUCCACAGAAAACCCAAAAAAAAAGGGAGUUGAAAGUUCAGAAAGAAAAGUUCACUUGAUAGAGUGAUGCUUGCAAGCCCUCCGUUCUCUGUCGUGAGGAGUCUCAUAAAUUCCCCUCCACGAGAGGCUGUUUCAUCUUCAGGAGAAGUGACUUCUCAGGAAAAUCCUUUUCCAGAAUUAUUUUCUCUUUCAGACCCUUCUGCAGAAAACACUACUUCAGAAAACAAUACUGCACAAAAUGUUUCUGAAGCAAUUAGUUCUACAGGAAACGCUACUCUGCCAGGAGGAACCGGCCCUGGAAACACUAGCCAUAGGAACGUCUCCACUGCACAUUCUACUGUUGCUGCAGACAACAGUAUGCCAGCUGUUCAACACAGCAACAAAACACAAUGGGAGCACCACAACAUGGUCACUGAAUUAUCCUCUAAGCCCACAGGCUUCACUUUCCCAGGGCUCGCAUCCCCGGGUGAUCAAGUUGAAACUCAGCUAAACCAGCAGCUCUGGUCCCUCAUCCCCAACAAUGACGUGCAAAGGCUCAUUUCUCAUGUUAUCCAGACUUUGAAAAUAGACUGCUCGGACACCCACGUGCAGCUGGCCUGUGCCAACCUCAUCUCUAGAACAGGCCUCCUGAUGAAGCUUCUCAGCAAGCAGCAAGAAGUAAAUGUGUCCAAAGCGGAAUGGGAUAUGGACCAGUGGAAAGCUGACAACUCUAUCAGUGAGAGCACAGAAGCCCAGAGUGAGCAGAAAGAGCAGGAGUCAAGUGAGCUCACAAAAGAAGUUCCAGGUUAUGACUAUAACAACAAACUCAUCUUGGCAGUAUCUGUACCUGUAGUAGUGACGAUUUGUGUUAGAAUUCUCUGUCUCAUUGAGAUUUCUUCUCCUAGAAUUUCAAAAGAGGAAGAUAGAAAAAGAAGCAGAAGGAGGGCUUUUUCGGGAGAAGGCGGCCACUUUGGCUUAGGGGUAUGUAUAGGCCUCUCAGCGCCACACGCAAGGAACACAUGACCCAAAAGCUACACGACAGGGAGUCUUCUGCUGAGGAUGAGAUAUUUCUGCAUCCCAGCAGAGGCCCAGGCUCAGCAUGCAGAGCCCACUGUGGAGGUAGAACCACCUCCACUUCCGCAGGAGGCUCCAUCUCAGCCUUCAGAGGCCCCUGAGGAACUAGAAACUUCAAGUCCUCAGGAGGCCCUCGCCCGGCCUUUGGAGACACUUAAGGAGGUCACUAAAGAGGUUGAACCUUCUCCAGUCCAGCAGAAGACCCCACCUCAGCCUCCAGAGCUCCUUAAGGAAGUUGUAGCUCAGUCUCCAUUGUAUCCCAAGGUGACAGUUCCAGCACAGAGCAGGAUCAUGCUGAGCAUCCAACAUCCCCCAGGAUCAAGAGCAGUGGUUCUCAACCAGGAUGAAGAAACAUCUAUAGAGAAUGCAGGAGGAUCGUUGAUGAAGGUGUUACAAGCCCAGAAGAAGAACAACAGCACCGAGCUGACUAUUGAGGCAGACAGGAUGUCCUCACCUAACAGUGCUGUCAGCUUGUCAGGCUUCAUGAAUGAGCAGCUGGACUUUAAUAAUAAAAGUGAUAUUAUCAAUGCAGAAACUCAAGAAAAAAUUGAUGAGGUUAAAAAGGAAGAAAAACCUGCCACGUGUACGCGUUGCAACCUUUUAAGUGCCAUGUUUACACGCUACAUCUUUCAAAAGAAGUUAGAAACUGCCCAACCACAGAAAGACAGCCUAGCAAAGAUUGAGAGUACAGAGGAAAAGCUGGUGAGAGUGAACAAGGUCCUCAAGGGGCAUACAGAAAAUGCACCUCAAAGCAGUGGGAGAUGA